Gossypium raimondii (Peruvian cotton) is the source of this 762-nucleotide messenger RNA. RefSeq lists its product as uncharacterized. Gene Ontology annotation, cellular component: ribosome. Gene Ontology annotation, biological process: translation. Gene Ontology annotation, molecular function: 5S rRNA binding; structural constituent of ribosome. The transcript is spliced from 2 exons. Lineage: Eukaryota; Viridiplantae; Streptophyta; Magnoliopsida; Malvales; Malvaceae. The record is from RefSeq and is a predicted model, not a curated record. The coding region runs from base 94 to 663 and encodes 189 amino acids.
UCUGAUCGUGGCCCAAUGUAGAAGAAGCCUUCGUUUUUAAUCCCUGAAUUAGCCUUAGAAGCAAAACCUGGACACAACUGGCGGAGUAAAAAAAUGGUGUCGAUAAUCGUAUCUUCUUCAGCUUUACCAACGCGGCCCCUCAGCUCAUUCCCGACUCACUCUGAACGCUCCAACAAACUCACCUCACUGUCAUGGGCCUCUUCGUUUCCCAGUAUCGACAUAUCCAUUAACUCAUUCACGCUCCCUCCUGCUCCCUCUCUUAACAAGGGUCCUUUUGUUCAAGCUGCCUGGACCAGGAGAUCACGUGGUGAAGCUGCAAAGCAACCCAAUAGGAAAUCAUGGAAACAAAGGACCGAUAUGUAUAUGAGGCCAUUUCUACUAAAUGUUUUCUUUUCGAAGAAAUUUAUUCAUGCAAAAGUGAUGCAUCGAGGUACAAGCAAAGUGAUAUCAGUCGCAACCACGAAUGCCAAGGAUCUUAGAAACAAUUUGGCAUCACUCACAGACCACAAUGCAUGCAGAAUAAUCGGGAAACUUAUUGCUGAACGAUCAAAGGAAGCCGAUGUGUAUGCAAUGUCUUACGAGCCUAGAAAGGGUGAGAGAAUUGAAGGUAAGCUAGGCAUAGUUCUUGACACCAUUAAGGAGAAUGGGAUCAUAUUUGUAUGAGCCAAUCACACAUUGGUGUAGUAAAUUAAUUUCUGAACUGUGGGAAUGCAAUCAAUAUUUGAGCCUAUAGAUAUUAGAAUAGAAUCAAUUUUUGUGCUA